Phragmites australis (common reed) is the source of this 2648-nucleotide messenger RNA. RefSeq names its product formin-like protein 13. The coding region runs from base 13 to 2412 and encodes 799 amino acids. The transcript has 4 exons. Lineage: Eukaryota; Viridiplantae; Streptophyta; Magnoliopsida; Poales; Poaceae. The record is from RefSeq and is a predicted model, not a curated record. Gene Ontology annotation, molecular function: actin filament binding. Gene Ontology annotation, biological process: actin nucleation; actin cytoskeleton organization.
CUUGCCCUUCUCAUGCCAAAGACGACGCAAUUUUUUUUAAAGAUUUCCGGAAGAGAAUAUAGAAUUUUUUUUUUAGAGAAUUUUGGUUUCGAUCAGGGCUUUACCAUGAGAGGAAGAGAAGUAGUUGUGAGCGCGCUGCUUGCUGUGGUGGUAGCUGGCUUGCUGUCGUCGGCGGCGGAGGACGGCGGUCCACGGCGCCGGUCGCUCCACCAGCCGUUCUUCCCCGUCGAGUCAUCCCCGCCACCGCAGGAGUCCGACGGCUCGAUCGUGCCACCGCCGCAGCCGGCCGCAUCGGCGGUGGCGUCCACGGGCGGCGGGCGGUCCGCGACCAGCGUCACCAACACCAUCGCCAUCGCGCUCACCGCGGGCCUCGUCACGCUCGCGGUGGCGUCCUAUUUGUGCUUCCUCCUGUGCCGCCGGCGCUCCGAUGGCGGGGGCGACGAGGGGCGCGGUGCGAAGUCGGUGCGCGGCGUGGCCGCGAGAGUUGCCAGCGACGUCGGGAGCAGCGCCAGGCACCACAGGUCGCCGCCGCCGAGCUCGACGGCGUCCGAUGCAAUAUACCUCGAUCCUCUCACGGCGAUGACGGAGGUGAACCGCCACCGGCCGCAGAGCCCGGACCUCCGGCCGCUCGUGCUCGUGAAGCAGCCGAGCCCCGACCUCCGGCCGUUGCCGCCGCUGAAACGGCCGGCCCCGCAGCCCCCGCCCCCGCCGGCGUCCACGCCGCCGGUGACCAACACGUGGGAUUCAUCCGACGAGGACCAGGCCACGUACUACACCGCGCCGAAGACCGCCAAAUCCUCGUUCAGCCGGAGCACGAGCCAGCGCAGCACCCUGGAGCAAACGGUGCCUCAACUGCCCGCGCCCACACCGCCGCCGCCGCCGCCGCCGCAAGCGAAUCCUCUGCGGUCUGCUCCCCCGCCGCCGCCCCCUCCGCCGCCGAGGCAGAGGCUGCUGCGGCCGAUGCCCGCGGAGUCCCCACCCCCCGCCGUUCUCGCCAAUUUGGCGCUAACCAAUUCCCCUGAGCCCUCUGUUCAAGACAGGGGAAGCGAUAACCCCGACGGCUACAGCGGGAGCGCGCGGCCGCCGAGGCCGCCAAGCCUGAAGCCGCUGCACUGGGACAAGCUGCGCUCCAUCUCCGGCCGCACCACCGUCUGGGACCAGGUCAACAACUCCGACUCGUUCCGCGUGGACGAGGCAGCAAUGGAGAGCUUGUUCCUGAACAAGACCGGCGGCACGGGGAGUUCCGAUCAGGCGGCGAGGAAGGGAGGCGCCGGGAAGCAGGACAGCCGUCUGCUCGACCCCAAGCGGCUGCAGAACGUCGCGAUCAUGCUCAAGGCGCUCAAUGUGACAUCGGAUGAUGUGAUUGGAGCACUCGUGCACGGAAACGGAGAUUUAGGGUCUGAGUUCUACGAAACACUAGCCAAGAUGGCACCGACCAAAGAAGAAGAAUUGAAACUAAAAGAUUAUAGUGGUGAUUUAUCAAGAAUCGAUCCAGCAGAGCGCUUUCUGAAAGACAUACUUGAUGUUCCUUUUGCCUUCAAGAGAGUAGAUGUAAUGCUGUACAGAGCAAACUUUGACACUGAAGUGAAUUAUUUGAGGAAAUCUUUUGUUACGCUGGAGGCAGCCUGUGCAGAUUUAAGAAGCAGCAAGCUAUUCUUGAAGUUGCUAGAUGCAGUUCUAAAGACCGGGAACCGCAUGAACGAUGGAACUAAUCGAGGCGAGGCAAGGGCCUUCAAACUUGACACCCUUCUAAACCUUGCAGACAUCAAGUCAGCAGACGGAAAAACAACAGUGCUCCAUUUCGUGGUACAAGAGAUCAUCCGAUCAGAAGGCUUUGGUUCCGAUCAAACAACUGUAAAUCCUGGCAGCACCAGUAAGGAACAAUUCAAGAAGGAUGGCCUGAAAGUACUUGCAGGGCUCAGCAGUGAGCUCUCGAACGUGAAGAGGGCAGCCACAUUGGAGAUGGACACCUUGAUCGGCAACGUCUCGAAGCUCGAAACCGACCUCGAGCAGGUUAAGCAGGUGUUGCAACUCAAGGAGACAUGUCCCGAUCAUGGCUCAAGCGAGAAGUUCUUCAAGGCAAUAGAUGUGUUCCUCGGAAGGGCUCUGGUGGAGAUCGAGAGCGUGAAGAUGGCGGGGGAGAGCGCGCUGCGACGCGUGAAGGAGACCACGGAGUACUUCCAUGGCGACGCCACCAAGGAGGAGCCUCACCACCUGAGGAUAUUCAUGGUGGUGAGCGACUUCCUCUCGACACUGGACCGCGUGUGCCGGGACGUCGGCAGAACGCCGGAGAGGGUGAUGAUGGGGUCCGGUAAGUCAUUCCGCGUCACGGCAGGCACCUCCUUGCCGCCGCGCCGGCAUGAGCCGCGGAGGGAGCUUAGCUCCUCCGAUGAAGACAGCUCGUCCUCUUAGAGUUACUAGGAACCUCUCUUUUUUGGUGUAUAGGAUAGUUGUUCAAAUUUGAGGGCAGUGAUUCUUUCAGAGUUGAGCAUGUGUAGUCGAUGUCAGAAGUCAGAAGAUAAAGCCACUGUGUAAUAGAUGCUUACAAAGGUUAAAAUAUAUAAAAUAGCUGUACAAAGACAAGGUUUCUUGACUCUGUACUAUGAUAUAGGAUUUUUUAGUCUAAUUAAACUAAUAUUUUAAUAAUA